GGCCUUUCGUGAUGCAGAGAACGGGUCCUUUGAGAACCUAAAAAAAACACUAUAAAAGCUUAAAAUGGUAAUAAACUCUUUUCUUUUCGUUAAAGUUAUCAUCAAUGAGAGUAAAUAACAAAAAUCAAAUAGACGAAGAGCUUCCAAGUGAUAAUCCACCUCCAUAUACACCACACCCUAAUCAGUCAUCCUCUUCAUCAGCACCUCUUCCACCCUCAUCUUCCUCUCCCCCAGACUAUGAUAAUGCUAUGCAUGGAAAAAGAAAGCAGCCACUUCAUCAGAGAAGAAGCUUUCAAGGUCCACUAGGCAGCGUAUUUGAGAUAGUCAACAACGUAGCACCAGCCAGUAGAACAACCAUUAGUACGUUAUCAGCUACAGCUGCAGAAGCAACAAAGAUGGCUUUGAAUAUGGUGGAUGAUAUUAUGAGCGAAACUUUUGAUAGCAAAGAAGAAAGAGUACGAAGACGAGCCACACGCAAAGAGCAAAGAAGAGAAGAGCGUGAAAGAAUGGCCCAGCAAUUCGAGCAUCUUGCCUCUGCAUUUUCAGGCUUUAAACCUCGACCUUACUCACAGUGUGGCUCUAGCUCAACAUCACCUAACCUUGGGUACCAUCCUUGGCAGCCUACACCUGUUCUUGGCGGCUGUAGUAAAAGUAAAAGUAGCAGUAGCUGUGGCAGUCGUAGUGGUAACAGCAAUAAUAUCCGAAAAUUAGAAAUGAAACACUCGCAUGGUCCGCUGACUCAUGAUGGCAAUUGGUCAGGCGAUGAAUGUAGGCUAAAAACUUCUGAUGGAAUCCUGACAGUAAAUGGAUCACUCGAAGCUAAAGACACCGUUUCACUCGAAACAAAUAAUGGAUCAAUUAUUGUUAAUGGCUCUAUUACCUCUAGGAAAUAUAUAGAUAUUAAAUCUACUAAUAGCACAUUAUAUAUUCAACGCCAAUUGACAGCCCGCGAUCUUCAAAUUAAUAUGCAAAAUAGUCCUAUCGACAUCAGUGUCCUUAUUCAAGCAGACAGGAUAGAUAUUAGAACCAAGAACGCACCAAUAACACUCACACAGAUCUUAGUGUCAAAGGAGUUGGUAGUAAAGACAACAAAUGCGCCCAUCGUGAUGCAUGUGGUUGCUAUUCACAAAGAUGCAGAAAUUCGUGUUGAAAGUACAAAUGCUCCUGUAACUGUAUACUUGCCAAAGACGUUUUCUGGUCGAUUUUAUAUAGCCUCUAGUUCCAAUUCUUCUGCCAAUAUUACCCCAAUAAGCGGGAGCUCUCGUCUAAUUUUGGAAAAGGAUGAACGUUCCAAGAAGGAUGGUAAAUGUCUGCAUAUGGACGACAAACCAAACAAAACACUUAAUGUUAGAACAACAAAUGGGCCAGUAGUGGUGUAUAUCUAAAUUACUAUUAUUUUAAGCUGUAAAUAAACUUUGCAUUUAUUCCCACUCUUCAAUGCAUACAAG
Molecule: messenger RNA, 1448 nt
Organism: Rhizopus microsporus ATCC 52813
Lineage: Eukaryota; Fungi; Mucoromycota; Mucoromycetes; Mucorales; Rhizopodaceae
Exons: 2
Coding region: 105-1385 (426 amino acids)
Source: RefSeq, a predicted model, not a curated record